AUGGGAAUACGGUUCCACCGUGAGGUUCUUAUCGGGAAUGCUCUGGACAAAGACCAUUUGUUGGUUCUUCCUAUGAAUCGACGACAACCAGCGGUUAUUCUUCCCUUUUGUUCUGACCACUCGCAUGAGUUGCCAACUUUAUUCCUGAUUCAUGAAUGUGUUGAAGAGUUAUUACAUUUUUGGGGGAUUACUUUGAAUAUGUUCGGUUUCACAUAUCUACACCCAUUUGUUUGCUUAACGCUGCUGUAUUAUGUCAAUCAAGUGCAGACAACAGACUCGUUACUUCGUGUCGAAGUUAUCGAAGAAAGUCCCCUGGGCACACUGAUCGGUGGAGUAGCAGAAUACCUGUCACAAAUCAAGGCAGAUGAGCUGAAAACUGGCGAGUACACAGAUGUGCGUUAUCAGUUGCUCGGUGACGAAACGAUUUCCAGACUUCUUCAACUGCAUCCCAUUCUGGGUCAGCUCCGAGUAGCGUCACGUAUUGAUAGAGAGACAAUUUGUCCCUUACGGAAUCAGAAUUCCCCCGGAUCCAUGUUUAUACCUGACAAACGCUUUCCGCUGAGCGUCGGUGAGCGUUAUGUUGUAAAAACGUCUACCUAUGUGAAUGAUCUGUCGGCUUCUGUGAGAGGAGAGUGCGUACAGCAACUAAAUAUCCUUGUGAUUACACAGAGGAAGGCGACGGAAAAACCCUCGAUGGAAUUCGCUGCGCACACGACAAGAGUACAACUCCAUCUAAUCAUUCGGGAUAUCAAUGACAACGUGCCAAACUGGCCACAGUACACCUCGCUACAAGUGAGUUUUGUGGAAACGCCGAGCACAAACGUGGGUUGGCCACCGCUGAACAGACAGGGGCAGUCAAUGGGUUCUUUGGAAGAGACUGCUUCGAAGCAUGCGAAAACCAUCGAUCGAGCGUUUGACCCUGAUAUGGGCUUAAACGGUUCUCUAACGUAUCGUUUAGUAGGCCCUGGCGCUGAGUAUUUUCGUUUGGAUGACGGUUCUGACAAAGUUAAUGACGAGAUGCUUACGAAUAAAUUUGGCUACUCUUACGGUCACAGUUCGCUGUUGGAACCGACCAGCGCUCAAUUGUCCACCCAAUCAAGUUUGACACCAAUAAGGAUAUGGCCUAUUGUUCCACUUGACAGAGAAACAGACGACUUUGCCGGCCGCGGAGGCUUGUUCAAUUUGACGCUGUUAGCUAACGACCUGGGUGUCCCUCCCAAAACCGGGAGCAUCUCUUUACUAGUCAAUGUUGUCGACGUAAACGAUCACUCCCCGGUGUUCCACAGUGAUGUUUACGGUCCCGGAGGCGGCACGAUGCGUUUAGAUGGAGCAGCAUCAUCAAAGCAAUUGGUUGUCUACCGACCGCCUAGCGGAAGUGUGAGUGAAACUCUCCCUGUGGGUGGCUUUAUCACACAGUUGAACGCAACCGAUAAAGACAGUGGUCCACACGCAGAGAUAACUUAUGAAUUUUGCCCGUGCGAUCGCAAUGUGGCCUGGAAUUAUUUCAACAUUGACCCCAAAUCUGGACGUAUCGUUGUUGCAAAACGUUUGGAUUUUGACACGGGACCAAGACAAUUUCAGUUUAAACUGAUGUUUGAGUCGGAAGUUAACUAG
Messenger RNA from Opisthorchis viverrini, 1614 nucleotides. RefSeq lists its product as hypothetical. NCBI's taxonomy places the organism in Eukaryota, Metazoa, Platyhelminthes, Trematoda, Opisthorchiida, Opisthorchiidae. The record is from RefSeq and is a predicted model, not a curated record. The transcript has 3 exons. Gene Ontology annotation, biological process: homophilic cell-cell adhesion. Gene Ontology annotation, cellular component: plasma membrane. Gene Ontology annotation, molecular function: calcium ion binding. Bases 1 to 1614 code for a protein of 537 amino acids.